This is a messenger RNA of Ceutorhynchus assimilis (cabbage seed weevil), 3235 nucleotides long. NCBI's taxonomy places the organism in Eukaryota, Metazoa, Arthropoda, Insecta, Coleoptera, Curculionidae. The record is from the annotation of a GenBank genome assembly.
CUCGCUCAGUUUUUCGCGAAAUCGCUUACGGCCACACGGGGCCUUUCGACCGAUUAUCGAAAAAUCGGAUUAUUUUUCGAAAUUUUGUGCACUAUAUGGAAAAUUGUAUCGAAUAGGGAAAUUUUGAUUUUCCUCGAUUGAUAACGAGAGAUAUUCGAGGACUUUGUGUGACUUGUAAGUGUGUGAUAAAUACAAUCGACAGCUGAUAUCUAGCGCAAUCAGCUUGGAUUUUAUUUUCGACCUGGAAUCGCUGCUACAGAUGACUUAUCGCUGUUUGUGCCAAAAAUUUGCCAGAGAUUUAUUGAAAUUCUAGAAACCACUCAACUACGCGAAAAUGACCGGUCCCAGCCCUUACAGCGCUUACCGCCACAGCGAACCCAGAACUAUGCCUCUUGCUCAGAGUACCGACCAAGGACUGGGUACCAAGAAAACCAUGCUUGUCCUAGUAGUAGUGGUAGGAUGCUUCGCUGUGCUUUGGCCGAAACUUUUCUAUCCAAUGUUAGUUAACAGCGCCAAUCAGCAUAGCAAACCUGGACCUGUUGAUAAAACUACUGGAUGUUGUGACGUCAUAUCAGAACUGGACUUCGAAACAAUAAAAAUAAUGUCCCAGCUCUGCAGUACUAUCAUAGAUACUACGGGAAAACCACCUCCAACACCUAAAGAAAUAGUAAUCCAAUGUAAAAAAGCAGUGCUAGAAACUUGCGGUAUAGACAUAUCGGCAGCUUUUCAAGAUAGAAUUUCUUUGGGACACUCGGCCAAACAGAUUUUGGAAGAAGUGAGAUCCUUAAAUGGUUCUUUGUGUUUGAAGUACAACUUUGGCGUGUCGCCUUGGCGAUUGGGAGUUCCGCAUCGAGUUAAUGUUAAUUUGGAUCCUGACAUAAAACAAGAAAGGCCUGCUCAUCUUCGACCUGGAAUGAUACAUCCAGCAUUCAGAGAACGAGGUAGGGCUAUUCCAGAGUCUGAGACAACAAAUGUGCCAAAGAAAACAGGACCGCCGCCUAGGAUUGUCGAAGGACGACCAGGCCCAAUUCCAGGAAUGAGACCCGCAAUGGGUGGUCCAGGUCACGUAGUGCCACCUUCCGCAAAGCAACAAGCCAACUAUGGCUUCAUGGGAGUACUCAUGCCUAUCUACACUGUUGGAUUUGUUAUAUUCUUCUCUUAUACAAUAAUGAAGUUGGUGUUUAAGAAAAAAUCACCAGAAGCUGACGCUGGAGCUCCUAUGUAUCCCCAGUGCGAACCAGAUGAACAUUUUUACAAAGAAGUGUUCGAGCCUAAUAAACAUUACUUUAAUAGGCCCAAUAAGGAUAACAGCAAAAUUGUUGUAAACGCGGUAGCGGCCCUUCUGGAAGAGGUCAACCAAGAAAUUGAGGCUAAGAAAUUGAAAAUUCCUCAAGAAAGCUCAAAUCAACAGGAUGGAUUCAGACCGAACGGAUCACUUCCAAAGGAAGAAGACCAAGGCUCUGUCACAGUUAUGGGCAUGGAAACUACCGCCAGUUCGGAAAGUGGCAAAAAAUGGUCCAGGCCUGAUUCACCGGUGCUGCCGCAUCCACAAACUGCUCCUCCUAAGGAACCUUCUCCUCCACCACAGCAAAUUUUCUUGGAAGGCGCUCUUCCGCCUCAAUCACAAAUCUUGGUAGCCGACUCAGCAACAGAGGCUCAAAGGGACUCGGAAGACGAUUCGCCAGUAGUGCUUGCCGGUAAAAUGACACUUAGCGUUAUUAGUUUAGAUUCUGAAACUGGCACCGAUGAUUCUACCAAUUCCGGAAGAAAAUCUUCCGAUGAAGAACAAAGAAGCAGCAGCGGCCACACUUCGGAAGGUUUCGAGAAAAUUAAUGCCGCCGAUCUUGAGGAACAAAUUAAUAAUAUCAUCGAGGAAGCUGAAAAUAUUGCAUUGGCUGAAGAAAGAGACUACAGUCCUGACGUUGAAUUAAUUCCACUUUCCGAUGAAGAACUAGCCAAUAAGGCACCUCAAAUCAACGAAAAAGACAAAGACAAUAGCGUUUUGGAAGAAAUAAAAAAUCAAUUCAAUCUCGAAGAUGAUCUUUUGCAAGCUUUAACUGAAAAGGGGCUCGGUGAAAAAGCAGAAAUGCCUGUAACUGAUUUAAUUAAAGAAUUCUUAAGUAACGAAGAAGGUUUAUUGCUUGAAACAGAUGAUGAAGAAAAAAUUGUUGAAGAAUUGGAAGCAGAAGAAAUUCCAAAUUUAGAUGAAGCAGAAACAAAGGCAACCGAAAGCAGUGAUGAAAUUCAACAAGUACCUGAAGCAAUAAAUUUGUCGGAUCUCUUGCUUCAAGGACUGCUAGUACAACCUGAUAAUGAGGAAACGUCGGACUUUGAGCCUCAGAGUGAUAUUGCUGAACCACCUACGCCAGAUACAAGCAUCAAAGACGAUUCUUUAUUGGAAUACAGCGAUGAGCCUACAGCUACAGACGAAGAUCAACAGCAAAAAGAGGGGGAUAUCGGGUCUGAAGAAGGAGACAUUGACGAAGAAGUUGAAGAAGAGGAAUAUAGUGAUGAUGACGAAGAAGAGUUAGGGGAAAAUAGAGAGUCUGUGGAGAGAAGAGCGAAUGGUGAUGAUGAGGAAUUGUCGAGAAAUGGUGCUGGGAAUAGUCAGACAGCGGCGGAAAAUGAUAUUUCCGAGGACGAAGAUGAUGACGAAGAAAUAGAAGAAAUAAUAGAAUAUGUGGAUAAUACUGAUGACGAAGGUGAAGAGAUAAUCGAAAUUAACGGCAACGAACGUAGACAUCUUGAUGGAAACGGUGAAAAUAAUUAAACAACAGCUCAAUAUUAUUCUUUAAAAAUGAGAUAAAGAGUGAAUUUUUUUAAUUAAUAUCAUUAUGUAUUUUUAGAAUUUAAGAAAUUUACCCUUAAAAAGCACUGACGUAUUCGUAUAUUCAUUAAAUGCAUGCAUUAUUGGGCGCGUCCAACAUAUUUUUUUACAAAUAACUAGCUUAGUAGCUAAAUAAUUGUCAAAGUUAAAUUAUUAGUUAGAUUUUUGUCCCAUAGAUGAUUUAUCUUAGAAGUAUUAAUAAUUGUUCACCUAUCUUACAAAUAAGUAUAUUCUUGAAAAACGUGCCAAAUUUCAUGCUUGUUUAGAAAGAGCUAGACAGAGAAGAGAAGAGAUGAGUCUAAGUUAUACUUAUUAAUUCUAGAAAUUAGUUUCGUCUCUUGCGUUUCUUCGUAGAUAUUUUUUAGUUUUUGAAAUCGAUAUGCAAAUAAAUUUUGUUUAUUUAUUUGA